GGAGAACAAGAUCAGAGAGAAGAGAGAGAACCAAGAAGAAGAAGAAGAAGAAGAAGAAGCCAUAGAAGAAGGUUCUAGAAGAAGGGUGAUGACGAUGGACAGAGAGAAGGAGAGAGAGAUAGAGCUAGAGAGUGCAAUGUACACGAACUGCUUGUUGUUGGGUCUGGAUCCGGCGAUUAUCGGAGUUGGAGCAUCCAGUUCAUCCCCUCGGGUCGGACUCUUCCGCCAUUCAAACCCUAAAUUGGGGGAACAGCUUCUUUACUUCAUCCUCUCCUCCCUCCGUGGCCCAAUUCAAUCCGCUAAAGAUUUUGAUAAGGUUUGGCCUAUUUUUGAUUCCGCGCAAUCGCGUGAUUUUCGCAAGGUUGUGCAAGGGAUUAUCAGUGAGCUUGAGUCGCAGGGCGCGCUUCCUCGGAGCAAUUCUAGAGUUUCUUCGCUUGCUACUUGUUGUGGACCUAGGUUUGUUGAGCUUCUAUGGCAACUUUCUUUGCAUGCUUUACGAGAGGUUCAUAGGCGGACAUUUUCAGAUGAUAUAUCUUCCAACCCAUUGCCUGCACCAUUGACUGAUGUAGCAUUUUCACAUGCAGCUACUCUUCUUCCAGUUACAAAGGCAAGAAUAGCCCUUGAAAGAAGAAAGUUUCUUAAGAAUGCUGAAAUGGCUGUACAACGUCAGGCUAUGUGGUCAAAUUUGGCUCAUGAAAUGACUGCUGAAUUUCGUGGCUUAUGUGCUGAAGAGGCUUAUUUGCAACAAGAGCUGGAAAAACUGCAUGACUUGAGGAAUAAGGUGAAGUUGGAAGGAGAACUCUGGGAUGAUCUUGUAUCCAGUUCAAGUCAGAAUUCCCAUUUGGUUUCAAAAGCUACUCGUCUAUGGGAGUCUUUGUUAGCUCGUAAAAGUCAACAUGAAGUUCUUGCCUCAGGCCCUAUUGAGGACUUGAUAGCUCACCGGGAGCAUAGGUAUCGAAUUUCUGGUUCAUCUUUGCUUGCAGCAAUGGACCAGAGUUCUCAGGCUCCUUAUUCAGAUGUUCUAUCUGGUCAGCCUGGUGAUUUUUCUGCAGUGCACAUGGAUAACAAAGAAGAAAGUGAUGGAUCUCAUUUUAGCAAUGAGAUAUUGACAAGAGCAGAAGACAGGAAUGGAAGAGCCCAUCAAACUGUUGAUGUAGCAGAGGUUAUACGUCGAUGGACGCAUGCAUUGCAACGUAUUCACAAACAAUCUCUUCUUUUGGCAAAAGCAAAUGAUGGAGAGGGUCCAGAUAUAUUGCGGAGUGCACAAGAAGGUGGUUCAAGUGGCCAUGCCGAGUCCUUAGCUGCAACCCUUGCAGAGCAUCAGCAACACUUGGCUAGCUUUCAGGUGCUUAUUAACCAACUCAAGGAUGUUGCUCCCACAAUACAGAAGUCAAUAUCAGAGUGUACCGAGAAGGUAAACUGCAUAGCCUCCAGUCUACCUCAAAUGAACAGGCAUCAUGGUCGGUCAACGUCACCUAUUCAAGCACAUAAUAGUGGGAGGAUGGACAGUAGCAGUGAUGAUGUUGUUGAGGUGACUUCAAGACUAUCCAAUGUUCAGCUUGACAAGGUUUCAGUUAGUCCUCCUACUUUAAAGCUUCCUCAAUUAUUUAGCUUGACCCCGUCUUCUGGAAAAGCUGGAAAUAUGCAAAGGCGGCAUGCUAAUGCUCCUCAACCCAGUCAAACAGAGAAUCAAUCUGAUAGCAAAUCUUUGGAUCCUCCUUCAAGUAAUCAAGUAGCUAGUUCUGGAGAAGAUAGUGACAGUUACUACAUCCAGAAUUUGAAGAGGUCGGUAAGAGAAGCGGCAUUGUCUUUGCGGUCAUGCAAUUCAGAAUCUUCGCGAGAUAGUCAUUCGGAUGGAAGUUCUGAGCACUUCUUUGUUCCUCUUUCAGAAUCUGGUUUUUCUCACUUAGAUGCAGAAAAGAGGGCGGCUUCAUUGAGAAGCAAAAGGUUAUUUGGAACUCAAAUUGAAGAUUCCUUGCUUGAGAAUCAUGUAUCUGACGGUCAUGGGGAGAGAAAGUUUGAUGAAUUUCCAGAUAUGUUUAAUGAUUUGGAAAGGCUCUCUUCUGAUUAUGACCAUGUAAAUAGUUUCCUUUCUACUGGUUCAAAUACAACUUCUGAUGCACAACGGUCAGUUCUUGACUUUGAGGAUGCUCAGGAUCAAGUCUUAUCUCCCCCUCUGCUAAUGGACUCAUCACUUUUAGCAGAUUCAUUUGAAGACUUGUUGGCUCCCCUGUCUGAGAAUGAAACAGCAUUGAUGGACCAUUAAGACUUUUUUGUGCAGCCGCCAAAAUUUAACUGAGGACAUCAAAUGAUUGCCUGUGUGGAUUUGCUAUUCUUUUGUUGGGAUAUUUGUCCCCCCACCUUUUAUAACACGAUGAUUGUAUGAUUUCUGUUCUUAUUUGAAUGUUUGCUAUAUCUUAUUCUCUUUGCCCUAUGAUGCCCUACUGCUAGGAGAGAACAGUAUUUACCUACCCGUGUUCUUCAUCUUGAAUGAUUUUCUUUGAGAUGAAAAUGCUAAAAUCAGGAAGUGCAAGCUGGGUUUUGAAGGGUGAAGAUGUCUUUAACCAAAUGAAUGCAGUGUGGACUCAAAUUUUCCUUGAAGUUUUCAUCACCCCUACAAGAGUAAACUGGCAUACCAGCGAGGCCUGUUGAAAAAAGGAAAAGAAAUUGUGGAUAUGGUAAAUGUAUUCUGGGUUUUCUACCACAACUCUAUCCCUCUGGUGUGCCAUUUUAGUAGAAUCGGUUUAAGCAUUCGGCAUUCGGCAGUUGUGUAUCUCAUGAUUUAGGCCUUGUAUCUCAUAUGAUCAGGAAUGAAAAUUUUACGCUAUUUCUACUGUUCUGUAUAUGAUUGCAUUGUCUCUUUGCUUCCUCUUCUAUUUUUUUUAAUUAUGGAUUGUAUUUUUUAAUACUUAACAUGACUAAGUAGUGGAAUAUGAUUCCUUCCCCCGGCUUCAAUUUUUUGUC
Molecule: messenger RNA, 2964 nt
Organism: Arachis ipaensis
Lineage: Eukaryota; Viridiplantae; Streptophyta; Magnoliopsida; Fabales; Fabaceae
Gene: AUG6
Product: HAUS augmin-like complex subunit
Biological process (GO): spindle assembly
Cellular component (GO): mitotic spindle microtubule; HAUS complex
Molecular function (GO): microtubule binding
Source: RefSeq, a predicted model, not a curated record